Messenger RNA from Theileria orientalis strain Shintoku, 663 nucleotides. RefSeq lists its product as uncharacterized. Gene Ontology annotation, biological process: protein transport; late endosome to vacuole transport; endosome transport via multivesicular body sorting pathway. The coding region runs from base 1 to 663 and encodes 220 amino acids. The transcript is spliced from 2 exons. Lineage: Eukaryota; Apicomplexa; Aconoidasida; Piroplasmida; Theileriidae. Gene Ontology annotation, cellular component: multivesicular body; ESCRT III complex. The record is from RefSeq and is a predicted model, not a curated record.
AUGGGAUCGAGUAAGAGUAAGCUGGAGGACAGCCUGCAGGAGAACAAAAGAAUAGUGAACAGAACAAUUAGGAGCCUGGAAAGACAGAAGUUAGCGUCCGAGAGAGAAGAGGAGAAGCUGGUAGAGAAACUGAGGGUGGAGGCGAGAGCAGGAAGGAUGAACAACGUGAAGCUGAUGGCGAGGGAUGUGCUCAGAAACCGGAAGAUGGGAGACCACUACUGCAACAUGAGGUCGCAAAUGAUGGCAGUACAGUCGCAGCUGCAAACAGCGUAUAACACCAACAAGAUAUCUAACAGCCUGAAAAGCGUUAGCGACCUCAUGACGCAGGUCAACUGCGACACCAAGGUGGCAGAAUUCCAGAAAAUCAUGAACAACAUAUCCCAACAAGCCGAAAUGUUGAACCUGAAGCUGGAAAUAAUGGAAGAUACGAUGGAAACGUCGUUAAUAGACGGUGACAAUGCGCAAGAGGAGAAGGCUGUUAAUCAACUGCUACAAGAGCUCGGAAUCGAAGUGGAUGUGGGUGAUAAAACAGAAAAAACAAAACAGAAUGAAGUUAUGAGAGCUUUAGAUGGAAAUACGAAGGAUUCCGGAGGAAUAAAAGAGACAGAACUGAAAAAUGAAAUGCUACGAAUAGAAGAAAGGAUAAGUAAUUUAAAAAAAUAA